AUGCCUAAAGUCAAAUCUUCAGGGGGGCCUCCCCGGCGGGAGGGUUUCAAUCGGUCAAACCACAGUCUCAAUGCAGAGAGGCCAAAGGAAGGCCUCAAAGGGGUGGCACAUCCCCGGACAAAAGCCACAAUCAAUCGGCUGCAAAUGUACAGGAAUUUCAAGGCGAAACGCGAUCGUCGAGGAAAGAUUGUCACUCCAGCUCCCUUUCAGGAACGCGUGGCAUCGGGUACAGUAGCCCGUGUGGAACCGAGUGUCAAAUGGUAUGGGAAUUCGAGGGUUAUCUCUCAGAAUGCCCUCCAAAAGUUCCAAGAAGAGAUGGGAAAUGCCAUCAGGGAUCCUUACAAAGUCGUCCUGAAGCCCACUGAACUUCCAAUCACCCUACUCAAUGAAUCAGCCAAGUACCAGAAGGUGCAUCUCCUCGACACGGAGAGUUUUGAGAGUACUUUCGGGAAGAAGAAGCAGAGGAAGCGUCCAAAUCUCUCUGUCAGGGACUACGAAGACAUGUCCAAGGUCGUGGAUGAGCAGGUUGAGCAGUAUAGCCAAGAUAAAGACAACGAUCUCGUGCGGGAAGAUGAUGGGGUGAAGGAUGCAGUGAGGGAUUGGGUAUUUGGAGCUGGACAGAGCAAACGCAUCUGGAAUGAGUUGCACAAAGUUGUGGAUUCAUCCGACGUGCUCCUACAAGUUCUGGACGCCAGAGAUCCCCUAGGAACCCGAUCAAAGUUCAUCGAGGAGUUCCUGAGGAAGGAGAAACCACACAAACAUCUCUUCCUGGUGCUCAAUAAAGUGGAUCUUGUGCCAACUUGGGUGACUCAGCGCUGGGUAGCUAUUCUGUCUCAGGAAUACCCCACGAUUGCCUUUCACGCCUCCCUGACACAUCCAUUCGGAAAAGGGGCGCUCAUUAAUCUCCUGAGGCAGCUGGGAAAACUUCACAUCGACAAAAGGCAGAUUUCUGUGGGAUUUAUUGGGUAUCCGAAUGUGGGAAAGUCUUCAGUGAUCAACACUCUGAGGAGCAAGAAGGUCUGCAAUGUGGCCCCAAUUGCAGGAGAGACCAAAGUUUGGCAGUACAUUACGCUCAUGAAGAGGAUCUUCCUCAUUGAUUGCCCAGGAGUUGUUUAUCCAUCUGCCGAGACUGACACUGAAAAGGUCCUAAAAGGCGUUGUCCGAGUGGAAUUGGUGACGAAUCCUGAGGAUUAUGUGACGGAAGUGCUUCGAAGGGUUCGCAGGGAAUACAUCGCGAGGAUGUACAAAGUAUCCGAAUGGGAAGAUACUCAGAAUUUCCUUGAACAGGUGGCCAAGAAGACGGGAAAGUUGCUGAAAGGAGGAGAACCGGAUACAACAGUCGUCGCCCGGAUGGUGCUGAAUGAUUGGCAACGCGGAAAACUUCCUUUUUACACAAUUCCGGAGGGCUAUGAGACACCUGCUGGGCAGAAAGAGUCGCAAGAAGAUGAAAAAUCAGAGACGCAGUCACAGACUUCUGAAUCUGUGAAAAAGGGGAGAGAGCUGAAGCAAGUACAGGACUUCCGGAAGAUUCGGGUGAAUCUGGAAUUUGAGGAUGAUGAAAUUAAGGAAUUGGAUACGAUGGACCUGAAAGUUCUGGAGGAGCAGAAGAAGGAACGGUUGGAGCGCAAGAAGAAUAAGAAACAAAUGGAAGAUGAAGAGUCAUCAUCGGGAUUGAGUGAUGUCUACAGUGAAGAUGAAUUUGACGAGGCAUCGGGAAGAGUUGUCCGGAAGCGUGGAAAGAAAGCUGAAAUAGCAACUUCCUGUGGCAACUUCACCGUCGAAGAUUUGGCUCCGGCCCUUCCUGGAAAAGAGAAGAUGACUGCAAAGGCCAGGAGAGCUCUACAGCGAUCACUGAAACGCAAAAAAGUCGGCAGCAAUUUCUACGAAGUAGCCAAUGUAAAAAAUCGCAAUCGCAAAAAUCUUUGAUAAAAAUCAUGUUUCUUUUUUUUAAUUAUUCUCUUCUUCUUCUUCAACACUCACCCAAUUCUUUUCUUUUGUUUUGCUCUUCACUAAAAAAAAAUGAUUUUUUUUAUGCCUGCCUUGUGGAAACAUCAGGAGACAUUAAAAAAAAUGUGCAUAAAAAUCGAUACGAGUUACAGUCGAAAAAAAAAUAUUGGGUAAAAUUUCCACCUUAACGUCCUACACACAAAAAUCUUGCAUUCUUUCUCUCUUUCUCUCCCUUUCAAAAACUUCAUUGUCCUUUUCUCCUAUUAAAAUUUAUAAAAUAAAAUAUGAUUUAUCCUCUAUAUACAAGUAUAGUUUUUUGUUGUUGAAUUUUUAUCCUAUAUUGAUUUCAUUUAUGCAGUUUUCACUUUUAUUUCCUUACUUUAUAGACCUUUUUUUUGUAAUAUAAGAAACGCUUAAUAUAAUUUCCUUUUCUCCUCCUUUUCUUCUAACACUUUUGAAGAUUUGAAAACAGAAUGCGCUUUAAGACCGCAUUAUUUGUCGUUGAAAGAUAUACUUUUCUUUUUUAAUAUAAGAUUAGGUUAAAAUUAUUAAUUAGAAAAUAAAAAUAAUAUCAAAUAUUUCA
Messenger RNA from Phlebotomus papatasi, 2530 nucleotides. RefSeq names its product nucleolar GTP-binding protein 2 (gene Ns2). Gene Ontology annotation, cellular component: nucleolus. The record is from RefSeq and is a predicted model, not a curated record. The transcript has 2 exons. Gene Ontology annotation, molecular function: GTP binding. Lineage: Eukaryota; Metazoa; Arthropoda; Insecta; Diptera; Psychodidae. The coding region runs from base 1 to 1926 and encodes 641 amino acids.